Molecule: messenger RNA, 692 nt
Organism: Caretta caretta (loggerhead turtle)
Lineage: Eukaryota; Metazoa; Chordata; Testudines; Cheloniidae
Product: lymphocyte antigen 6E-like
Cellular component (GO): plasma membrane
Molecular function (GO): acetylcholine receptor inhibitor activity
Source: RefSeq, a predicted model, not a curated record
AUGCCGACUGGAUACCAGGCCCUGUGGACCUGGUGUGUUUUUAUUGUCAUUCUCACAGGAUUGCUGGGCGCCGGAUUGCGCUGCGGCUACUCCCCCUGCUGUGAGUGCGCGUUCUCCAGCCGGUCCGGAUUGCACAUUCGGUUCUUCGGGAGAGCUGUGAGAAAUGACAUCGGAAAAAAGACAAAUGACAUUCCAGUCAGCAUGGGGAAUGAAGCCACAGCUCACUUGCUGGUGUGCUUCACCUGUAGUGAUGCGUCCUCCAACUGGGGUUGUCUGGCAUCAACUACAUGUCAAAGUAGUGAAAACUACUGCGUGACCACGUAUCUCGGUGCAGGAAUUGGCGGACAAUCCGGGCCGAGAAUCACCAAGGAGUGUGCUUCAGAGUGCUCCAGUCAUGGGAUAAGCUAUGGGAGACUAACGGAGUAUGUUUCCUGCUGCAGUUCAUUCUUGUGCAACAUCAGUGGGGCCAACAGCGUGAAAAUCAGCUACUCGGUGCUGGCCAUGGAGAUCUUGGCCAGCUUCAUCUACAUCAGGGCCGGACUGUGAUGGGCCAGGAAAAAGAACUUGAUGGCCUGAAGAACCUGCUCAGGCUUUUCCAUUGAGACACCAAACCCCUCUCUGUGCAAAGCUAUACUGGGGAUACCAAUGGUGCCCUUUCUUCCAAACUCUCUCUCAGAUCCCAUUAGACAAUA